AAAUAGAAAAGAUUCGAAGCGCGAAUUAUCUUAACUCAAGAAACGGAAUGCAUAUGCAAAACAACAGGGGUAAAAGUGUAAGUUUAUGAAAAACAAUCAAAUAUUUUUGUUUCAGAAAACUCCAUUUACAGGGCAGAAAGAAUAAUCAAGCCACAGACGAACCCUUUGAUUUGAAGAUGGCUCACCCUCUGCAACGUAUAUGGAGCCAGGGUCGCUCCCUGCGCACCGCUUUGUGUUCUCUCUCCAGACCAUUCUCUGCUGACGCAUUGGUUGAGGUCAAGCCCGGUGAGAUCGGCAUCGUCUCUGGAAUUCCCGAAGAACAUCUUCGUAGAAGUGUAGUCAUUUACUCACCUGCUAGAACUGCUACUCAGCAAGGAUCUGGAAAAGUUGGGAGGUGGAAAAUCAAUUUUAUGUCCACCCAAAAGUGGGAAAAUCCUUUGAUGGGUUGGACAUCCACAGGAGACCCAUAUGCCAAUGUAGGUGAUGCUGGAUUAAGUUUUGAUAAUGAAGAAGCUGCAAAAGCAUUUGCUGAGAAACAUGGUUGGGAGUAUGUGGUCAGGAAGCGUCAUACACCAUUGCUGAAGGCCAAGUCAUAUGCAGACAACUUCAAGUGGAAGGGUCUUCCAAAAUCCGAAGAAAACUGAUGGUAAUGCUGCACAUUUCUUGCAUCAUAAGAUAAGUCACGUGGCCAAGGAUUGUGGUUCUCUUUUAUUGGACUUUCUGCAAAUGACAACAAAUGUAGUAUUUCAAGUCAUGUUCCGAAUGAAUUUUUUUCUUUUUAUCAUAAUAAAAUGGGACUUAUGGAUUGCACCCGUUUGUUCUUUUAUCCCUUUAAGAAAGAGAUAUCACAUUAGUGUUUUAACGAUACUGAAACUUUGUGAGGAUCUGCAUUCAUCAGAUAGCAAUGACCUUAAGUGA
This is a messenger RNA of Mangifera indica (mango), 918 nucleotides long. RefSeq names its product NADH dehydrogenase [ubiquinone] iron-sulfur protein 4, mitochondrial. NCBI's taxonomy places the organism in Eukaryota, Viridiplantae, Streptophyta, Magnoliopsida, Sapindales, Anacardiaceae. The record is from RefSeq and is a predicted model, not a curated record. Gene Ontology annotation, biological process: electron transport chain. Bases 177 to 644 code for a protein of 155 amino acids. The transcript is spliced from 5 exons.